Molecule: messenger RNA, 414 nt
Organism: Bombus pyrosoma
Lineage: Eukaryota; Metazoa; Arthropoda; Insecta; Hymenoptera; Apidae
Product: 3-hydroxyacyl-CoA dehydrogenase type-2-like
Exons: 2
Coding region: 1-414 (137 amino acids)
Source: RefSeq, a predicted model, not a curated record
AUGGCAAAGAACAAACCAGAUUCAAAUCAACAAAGAGGAAUCAUUAUAAAUCUUGCGAGCACGAUGGCUUACGAACCACCACCUGGUUUAGUUGCUCAUGACACCACGAAAUCCGCGGUUUCCGGUAUGACGAUCCCUUCAGCUAAAGGACUCGCGUCGCAAGGAAUACGUGUUAUCACAAUUUGUCCUGGUUACAUAGACAGCCCCAUGACAGGUGUCUCUAAAAAAGAAGACGAAAGGAAGCGGUGGAUCGCAAUGAAACUCACACCAAAACGCUACGGAACCUGCGAGGAAGUCGCUCAUUUGAUUCAAGCAUGCAUCGAAAAUCCAUUGAUUAAUGGCGAGAAUAUACGUAUAGAUAUGGGCUACAGGUGCAAUCAAGAAGGAGAUUCACAAGAACAUUCAAGAUGUUGA